This is a messenger RNA of Colletotrichum karsti, 1806 nucleotides long. RefSeq lists its product as uncharacterized. The transcript has a single exon. NCBI's taxonomy places the organism in Eukaryota, Fungi, Ascomycota, Sordariomycetes, Glomerellales, Glomerellaceae. Gene Ontology annotation, biological process: transmembrane transport. The record is from RefSeq and is a predicted model, not a curated record. Bases 1 to 1806 code for a protein of 601 amino acids. Gene Ontology annotation, molecular function: transmembrane transporter activity.
AUGACAGCAAAAGACCCGCGCGACGACGAAAAGGUCGACUCCGACGUCGAGCGCGCCGCGGGCACAACAAGCACCAGCUCCGACUCAGUCACGAUCCGCAGCGACAAUGUAGCCGACGCCUCUCCCGACCCCGCCAAGACCGGCACCGAGACCUCGCCGGAGACGGGCAUCACGAACGGCGAGACCAAAGAAGCCUCCGAAGCACAAGAUGCGUCCGCCGCCGACGAUGACGCCCCGGAGGCCGGCCGCACCAAACUAGAGACGACCCUCAUCGUGCUCUCCCUCUGCGCCGCCCUCUUCCUCGCCGCCCUGGACGUCACAAUCAUCACCACCGCCGUCCCCACCAUCGCCCAGGAGUUCAACAGCAACAUCGGCUACAUCUGGAUCGGCAGCGCCUACCUCCUCGCCAACGCCGCCUUCGUCCCGACCUGGGGCAAGAUCUCCGACAUCUGGGGCCGCAAGCCCGUGCUCCUCUCCGCCGUCGGCGUCUUCUGGGUCGGCUCCCUCAUCUGCGGCCUCGCCGUCAACAUGGCCAUGCUCAUCGCCGCCCGCGCCAUCCAGGGCGUCGGCGGCGGCGGCAUCAUAGUGCUCGUCAACAUCUGCAUCAGCGACCUCUUCUCCAUGCGCCAGCGCGGCGUCUACUUCGGCAUCAUGGGCGUCGUCUGGGCCAUCAGCUCGGCCAUCGGGCCGGUCAUAGGCGGCGUCUUCACGAGCCAGGUCACCUGGCGCUGGUGCUUCUACAUCAACCUGCCCAUCUCGGGCGUCGGCUUCGUCGUGCUCUUCUUCGUCCUGAAGCUGCACAACCCGCGCACGCCCGUCGGCCAGGGCCUCAAGGCGAUCGACUGGAUCGGUACCGUCACCAUCAUCGGCGGCACCAUCAUGUUCCUCUUCGGGCUCGAGUUCGGCGGCGUCACACACCCCUGGAACUCGCCCACGGUCAUCUGCCUCAUCGUCUUCGGCAUCCUCACGAUCGUCCUGUUCACCAUCAACGAGCUCAAGUACACGCGGUACCCCGUCAUCCCAAUGCACCUGUUCAGCGACAUGUCGAACCUGGCGGCCUUCGCGACGGCCUUCUUCCACGCCUUCGUCUUCAUGUCGGGGAGCUACUGGCUGCCGCUGUACUUCCAGGGCGUGCAGGGCGUCUCCUCGCUGCUGUCCGGCGUCUACCUCCUCCCGUACGUGCUCUCGCUCUCGUGCAUGUCCGCCCUCGCGGGCUUCGUCAUCCGCAAGACGGGCAACUACCUCUACAUCAUCAUCGCGGGAAUGGCCGUCAUGACGCUGGGCUUCGGGCUCUUCAACGACCUCCCGCUGCGGCUCGACUUCGUCAAGAUCGUGCUCUUCCAGAUCGUGGCCGGGCUGGGCGUCGGGCCCAACUUCCAGUCGCCGCUGAUCGCGGUGCAGACCUCGGUCGAGCCGCGGGACAUCGCGGCCGCGACGUCGACGUUCGGCUUCAUCCGCCAGAUGGCCACGUCCAUCUCCGUCGUCAUCGGCGGCGUCGUGUUCAACAACGAGAUGCAGAAGCAGCAGCCGGUGCUGCUGCGGGAGCUGGGCCCGGAGCUGGCGGGGCUCCUGUCGGGUUCGAGCGCGGCGUCGAGCGUGGGCGUGGUGGCUGGUCUGCAGGGUGACCAGGCGAGGAUCGCGCGGGGUGCGUAUUUGAAUAGUCUCAGGACGAUGUACAUCGUGUAUGUUGCAUUCGCGGGGGUGGGCUUGAUCAUGAGCUUGUUUAUCAGGCAGAAGCAGCUGAGCAAGAAGCAUACGGAGCAUAAGACGGGGCUGAGGACUCUGAGGAGUCGGACGGGGAAGUGA